AUGGUCGGCCAGCUCGUUUGGUUUAUCACCGGCGCCUCGAAGGGACUCGGUCUGGCACUUGCUCGUCAGGCUCUCCUCCGUGGUGAUCUUGUCGUUGCCACCGCCCGUGACACAUCACGAAUCGAAACGGAGCUAUUCUCGGACACGAGGAUCGAGCGCUCUCAUGCGUUUACCUUGAACCUUGACAUCUCCUGGCCGUUUCACAGACUUGCACAGAUAACUGCCGAUGCUGUCCAGCACUGGGGACGUAUCGAUGUUCUGGUGAACAAUGCAUCACUAUGGGUAGGGGCGGGCGCGAGCGAAGAGGUGGGAGCGGAUUUCUUCCAGCGAUCCAUCACGACGAACUUGAUUGGCACCAUCAACGUUACCAACGCUGUUUUGCCCUAUAUGCGAACUGCGCGCAUCGGCACGAUCGCGAUUUUUGGUAGUCGUUCAGUAUACAUGAAUGGUAUCUCUGGCGUGGCGCCAUACACUUCGACCAAAGCCGCCUUACACGCGUAUGGCGAAUCGCUGUCCACGGAGCUCAAGCCGUUUGCCAUCAAAGUGGUCGUCGUUCUCCCAGGCAACUUCAACACCAACCCAGGUGGCGGACUCGCCUCGACGACCGGCCCUCCUAUCUCGGACUACGAUGACUUCCGGAAGAACUUGCACUCCAUGAUGGAGAAACGAAACGAAAUCCCGAACAAGGGUGACCCUGUAAAGGGUAUGGAUGCGCUCGUGGACGUGGUACGAGGCGAAGGAAAGGCGGCAUCGAAAGAGAGUUGGCCAUUGUGGCUCUUUCUGGGAGAUGAUGGCAUUCAGAACGUACGGGAGCGGCUGAAGGUGAUGGGAGACACAGUAGAUAGAUGGGAGUCUGUGGGCGCUCAUCUUGAGGAACGGGACUCCGCGUGA
Messenger RNA from Peniophora sp. CBMAI 1063, 891 nucleotides. Lineage: Eukaryota; Fungi; Basidiomycota; Agaricomycetes; Russulales; Peniophoraceae. The record is from the annotation of a GenBank genome assembly.